UGUUUGUUGUUUUUGUUUUGUUUGUUUUUAAACUUUAUUUGCAAUUUAUUCUUUGCUCGGCAGAUAUAAGUUCCGAGUUUUUGAUUUUCACUUCUGCUAAAUAAACUUUGAACUGAGUUCCGCAUUAUCAGGAGGAGGUAAAGCAAUAUGAACAUUAUAGUCUCCAGAACGAGGCUCCUCCUUAUCAUUGUGUCACUGUGCACCCUGCCCGGCACCAUCUCCCAGGCUAUGGGGAGCGAGUCACGCCAGCCCAUGGCUUCCCGGCCUCCUGCGGUCCUGAUAAUCGGCUCCGGUAUCUCCGGCAUCGCAGCCGCUCACAAGCUCUACACACACGGCUUCCGAAAUCUGAAGGUCCUGGAAGCCAAGGGGAGAACCGGGGGCCGAAUCUGGAGUCAGAGUUACGGUAAAGGAUUUGUUGAGCUUGGUGCACAGUGGAUUCAUGGCCCAUCACCUGGUAAUCCAAUAUACCAGCUGGCAUUGAAGUAUGCCCUGCUAGAUCCUGAAGCAAUGACUAUGGAGAACCAGAAAGUGGAGGUAGAUGGUCACCUACCUCUCUUUCACAUCUCUUACGGUAGCUCUGGCAAAAUAGUCAGCCGAGAACUUGUGGCAAAUAUUACUGAACAGUAUUCAUCUUGGCUGGAGCAGAGCCGGAAUGUCAGCCAAAAGGACUGUGACCCAAAAGCCAGUGUUGGUGGCUUCCUUCAACAGAAAAUUGCUAGUAAAGCUAAGGAAUGGGACUCGGCAAACAAAGACAUGAAACUGGCUUUGUUUAAAGGGAUGCUGGACCUUGAGUGCUGCAUUUCUGGAACCCACAGUAUGAACUAUGUGGCCCUCUGUCCGUAUGGGGAAUACACGAUGUUGCCGGGGUUGGACUGCACCUUUCCUGGGGGAUUUGAAAGCGUUGUUAACCAACUUAAGUCGCCACUCCCUAAUGACAUGAUAUUACUUAACAAAACAGUGAAAACUGUCCAAUGGAAUGGGACCUUCCAGGGCAGCGACUCUCAGAUGUAUCCCGUGCAGGUGCAGUGUGAAGACGGAGAGACAUUUGAGGCUGAUCAUGUGAUUGUCACAGUCUCAUUAGGUUUCUUAAAGGAGAAAGCAUCAAGCUUCCUAUCUCCUGCUCUGCCACCAAAUAAAGCUCAGGCUGUCCAGAAUGUGGGAUUUGGAACAAAUAAUAAAAUUAUUCUAGAAUUUAAGGAGCCAUUUUGGGACCCUGAUUGUAAAACAAUCCAGUUAAUAUGGGAAGGAGAAUCUCCCCUUCUUGAAACCAAAAGAAAUAUGAAGCAAGAUUGGGUGAAGAAGAUUCCUGGAUUUGUUGUCUUGGAGAGACCAGAACGGAUUGGUCACAUGCUCUGCUCCUUCAUUGCAGGAGACGAGUCUGAGUAUAUGGAAACUCUGACAGAUGAUGAGGUUCUUUCCUCUAUGACUGCUUUGCUGAGACAGUUUACAGGGAUCCCUGAACUUCCUGCUCCAAUCCAUAUGCUUCGCACCAAAUGGCACAGUGAGCCUUAUACCCAUGGCUCUUACAGCUACAUUGCGGUAGGAUCUUCAGGAGAUGAUAUAGACAUCCUGGCACAGCCACUUCCCAAUGAGGGAGCAAAGCCUCUGCAGGUCCUUUUUGCUGGAGAAGCCACACACAGAAGCUUUUAUUCUACAACUCACGGUGCUUUAUCGUCUGGCUGGAGAGAAGCUGAACGUUUGAUUGGCCGAUAUCAAGAGCUCGACUCUUUACUUAACAAGUCCAAACUUUAAGUUCUCCCCUAUACAUUUUAAAAUUGCAUUAACAAUGCAAUCAUUUUAUUUUGCACUGAUGAAGAUAUAUGCAUUUAUUAGUGCAAGCAAAUAAUUCUGUAUAAUUCAGGGUCACUGGUGAGUCUUAACUCUUUCAUUGUCUCUAUUACCACACUUUAGUGGUGGAAUAUGAAGGUUACAAACAAAUUCGUUAGUAUAUCUAUUAAUUUAUGACAAGCAAGUAAGCAACUGAAUGAACCUCUUUGCUCCACUGCUGCCCUGGACACAACCCAUACCAUAUGAAAAGAAAAUAUGACAGAGCUGUGGGUACUGUGUAUCUUUACAUGGCUUCUGUCAUCAAAUGUGUAAAAGAAGAGACUCCCAUGAAUUUUAUUAAUCAGCUAUUAGUAGCACAACCUCAUAUCUCAUAGUUCUAAUAGUUACUAAUCUAUAUACUAUUACUCAUCCUGUAACAUAAUAAAACAUUAUUGUAAAAUAU
Pelobates fuscus (common spadefoot toad) is the source of this 2230-nucleotide messenger RNA. RefSeq names its product polyamine oxidase (gene PAOX). Gene Ontology annotation, molecular function: polyamine oxidase activity. The coding region runs from base 148 to 1752 and encodes 534 amino acids. The transcript is spliced from 7 exons. Lineage: Eukaryota; Metazoa; Chordata; Amphibia; Anura; Pelobatidae. The record is from RefSeq and is a predicted model, not a curated record.